AUGGGAAUCCUUUGUUCUAAAUAACAUCCUUAAUAGGCUACUUAAGUGGUGUAAAAUUAACAUGAUUUCUAAAAUCUUCUAGAUUAGAAAUAAAUAAACUCUUUAGAACCAGAAGAAGAAAACAAAGAUCAAAAAUAUACUAAAAUUGAUGUUGCUCAAAAUUCAAUUGAUUUGAAUAAGAAACGUUAUUCAAGUAGAGAUAUGUCUAUAAUAUCUAAAUAUAUUGAAAAUGAACUAAGUAUUUCGAUUUUAUUAUGAAGAAAACCAAUCUGUUAAACUUGAGAGACUUACUAUUGACAUGAGAGAUCCAUCAAUGAGUGUUAAAGGUGGAACAAUUGUAUAAAGGAAAGAAAUCUCAUAAGAUCUAUUUGAAGAGGAUGACAGUCAUAUAUGUUACACAAUCUAUACAAAUCCGAAAUAUAAACGCUUGAAAAGUAUAAAUGAACACACAAUGGUUCUAUUGCAUUUGAAUGAAAAUAAGGAAUAUUUAGAUUUAUUAUACAGAGUAACUAAUGACUAUCAUUUUACUAUUGAACAUUAAGAUGAAUUCAAAGAUAUUUUAACAAGAUCAUAAGAUAGUUUUCUGUAAAAUUUAUUAAUUUCUGAAAAAUAUAUAAAUGAAUAUGGAAUCUUUCAUAUAAUUAGAGAAGCAAUUAAAUGUAGCAAAUUAGAAUUAAUACUUUAAAAUGAUUAUACUCUAAAUUCAACAUAAUUGCAUUAUAAUAAAUGUAAUAAUUAAAUGAAUUACAUUAGUGUUUGUUGAUAUAAGUUUAUUCCCAAUAAUUUUGGCCACUUAACAUAUUUAGAUUUUUUGUCUUGAAUUCACAUAAUAGAUUAUAUAAUAUAAGAAAUUAACUAAUUCUAAUUAAGAUCUUAUUAAAUUUCUUAAUGAAAUAAAAUAAACUUUAGGAAAUGAUGUAAACAAAUAAUUUAAUAUUUUUAACUAGAUCUAAUUUUUAUCAAUUUCUCAACAAAAUUAAAAUAUGGUUUUAUCCUUUAUAAUUAAAAAUAUGUAAUCAAAUAGAAGUGUUAUCAUUUCUAAUUUUAAUACAAUUUUAAAUGGAAAAUUUGGAUUUAUCACUUGUAAAACAUAACCAUUGAUAAAGUAUGUUGGAUGUGAAUUAAGUGAUAUAGAUCCUUGGAAUAAUAGAGAAUUUAAAGAAGAAACAAGAGCAGACAGUUAAUAUUCAUUAUAAUAUGGAUGGAAGUAUAAAUAGAAUUAAUAAUAGAUUAUUUGGUUUGAAUUUUAAACAAUACAAUAUUUCUAAUAUAGGAUUUAUUUACUACAAUCCAAAUCAAAUGUACUAUUAAAAUAUAAGAAUCUAUUCAUUAAGUGACAUCAAUAAAUAUUCUAGUCAAUUUGAAUUGAUUGAUAUCAAAGUUUAUUGUGAAAAGAAAUAAUACAAAAUAUUAUUUUAAGUAACAUACUAGGAUGAUGAUUUAAUUAUUAUAGAUAACAUGGUAAAUAGUAAGGUUCUAUUAUUAAGGCAUAUCUCAAUACUUUGAUGAAUUCAAGAUUGACUGGAAUUUUAGUAUAUGAUACUGAAAAAUAUAUGAAAUAUUGA
Molecule: messenger RNA, 1565 nt
Organism: Paramecium pentaurelia
Lineage: Eukaryota; Ciliophora; Oligohymenophorea; Peniculida; Parameciidae
Source: the annotation of a GenBank genome assembly